This is a messenger RNA of Amorphotheca resinae ATCC 22711, 984 nucleotides long. RefSeq lists its product as hypothetical. Gene Ontology annotation, biological process: glutathione metabolic process; L-phenylalanine catabolic process. The record is from RefSeq and is a predicted model, not a curated record. Gene Ontology annotation, molecular function: maleylacetoacetate isomerase activity; glutathione transferase activity. The coding region runs from base 146 to 946 and encodes 266 amino acids. Lineage: Eukaryota; Fungi; Ascomycota; Leotiomycetes; Helotiales; Amorphothecaceae. The transcript is spliced from 4 exons.
UUGGGGAAUUCUUUGGUUAAUACCUACCUAUAUUAUCGUAGUGUUACCCCCUGACAGUAUUUUUGAGAAAGAGAGAACCUUCACUACAUAUCUCCAAAGCUUUCUCUUCUACCCAAUUCGAGAUUAAUCUAUACAAAACACAUCAAUGGAAGAGCGCAAUCCUAUCACGUUUCCCUUGGAGGGAGAAGCCAAGUAUCACCUGAUCGGGACUCACACACGGUACUCUAGCUGGACAUCUCGUGUGGCACUAGUGCUGGAAUACUUUCAACUUCCUCAUAAAACAACAUUUAUCAAACUAGCUGAUGUGAAAAAGCAUUCCAAGAGCGGCCUCGUUCCUCUUCUUGUUCCAGUUUCCCCAAAAAUAGACAUUCAAAUCAAUGAGUCCCUGUCAAUCUGCGAAUUCCUUGCGGAGUCACAUCCCGAGCUCCCCCUGUGGCCCAAAGACCGUGAGCUUCGAGCACUGGCAAGAAGCGCGGUUUCAGAGAUGCACUCCGGAUUUCAAGAAAUUCGAAAUACUUAUCAUACCAACUUCAUAGCGAAGUAUACAGGGAAGAUUCCGAUUACUGAGCAAGGCAGGAAGGAAAUUGACAGGAUACUUUUUUUGUGGGAUCAAUCCAGGGCUAAGACGGCGCAAAAGUUGAAGGAGUUAGGAGACCAAGAUGAAGGAUUCUUGUUUGGGAAGUUUGGAAUUGCUGAUGCUUUCUUCUGGCCUGUCUUGUGGCGUUUCCGAUCCUAUAAUCUUCCGCUGGCAACUGCCUCCCCUGAGGUCCUUGCUUGGAUGAAAAAAAUGUGGAGUGAUCCGACUAUCAAGAUGCUGAUCAAAGACUACUUCAAGCAAGCUGAGGAUCCCGAGACCUCUGUUGAUAAGUAUGAUGAUAUCUUCAAAGGGAAUCCAGAUAUCUGUUAUGGACGAUUUGAGGAGAACUGGGAGUUUAUGACCGCGUGAGUCCUGGAGCUGUGUGGCGGCUUUUCUAGAGUGGUGGC